AUGACUGUGAAGCACAAGUGCUCGUUGCCAGUGGACAAGAGCUUGACAUCCUUGGCCCCGCACUCCGUGAUCGUGAUCGACGAAGAUUAUGAGAUACGAAAUUAUCUCCUGGACUGUGCAGCUGGGGUGAGCAGGGCGGUGGCCACAACCACCCGGGACCAAGGGACGCAGACGGGAGCACGGCCGCCCGUACUGGUGCGCCGACUGCUGGGCAGAGCACGAGCACGGCGGUUCACGCGCCUCUCUCUGCGACGACAGCAGCAGCAGCAACAUCCGCAGGGGCGGAAGCAGGAACGGUCGCCGGCAAAACCCGCCGGAGCGGUAGGACGAUCGGGCGAAGCUCCGGGCUCGUCUCCUCCAGUUGCCGAGGAUUGGCAGCGCUGGCAGAGCUGUUGCGUGGCAUCCAUGCUGAUGGUGCCAGUGGAAGGCAACAGCACGCCUUCUGGAGGGGAACCGAACCAAUCACCGUCCUUGUCCAUCAGGAGUCAUGAAUCAAGCUCCCAACUGCUGGAUGCCAUUCGUCCAUGCUCCGUCGAGCUUCUCCGCCUGACAGAGAAGGAAAUCGUUCGGUGGCAGCAUCGGCGAGAGCCGGAGGGUCGCCGGAGGUGGAGUCUGCGGGAUCUGGACAAGCCCGGCCAGAGUGUUGCUGCCCCGGACAUGUCCGAACCCAAGAAGCAACGCCGGAAACGUGGUCUUUCGACGGACAGCAGUGCCAGUUCACAACGAAGUGCUUCGGCUGGCAGAAGACGUGCUGCCCCUGUGAACUCUGUGUUGCCUCGCUCUGAGCGAUUUACAAAUCUGGAAGCCCGCUCAGUGGAGCCAGCUCACCGGACUCGUCGUGUUUCUUACAGCUCUGCGUCGGAGGACGGCCAGAUGUUGAACAAACAUGCAAAUUCCAGGACUGGGAAAGCCAGCAAAAGAGUUAAAGUGGCAGCUGAAUCUUCCACCAGUGACCGGACAUUAAGAGAGAGGGAGGCGGGUGAGAAAGCUGAUAAGGGUCAGGCUGGGGAAGCUGUGACAGACGCUGGAAAUGAUGCAGAGUCUCCAGCCUUCUCUGCGGCUGUGGCUACUGCCGACCUCGGCACGGAGCUUAGUGUACCGCCUGUUGAGAAACGUGUUUCACAUUCACGAAGAGAAAGAAAGCUGUCGUCAAAGCGUCACCUUGCAGUUGAAGUAAUUGAAUCUGUACCCAAUUCUGACGCGUCAUCAUCAUCAUUGUCACCAACGUCACACCUUGUAAACAGGUCCAGUGAUCCCGAAGGGAGUACCAGCAGGCCAUCUAUCAUCUGUCGGAUCCGGAUCCAAGGAAAACACGGAGUAAUCUCUACCACCAGCACUCGGCCUCGUGUGGUUGGCUUUGUCAGUCCCGACAGGUCGACAACAGAAAGCCGUGUUGCGGAUCUCGGUAGCCCUCCAACGUUUGGUGCUAGUGAAUCGUCGAGCAGCACCGUUGUUGAAACCCAGAUGUCAGAUGGGUCUGUGCCUGCUGCCACACCUUUGAGCUCUGAGGUGACAAAUCUCAGUGAGUCGUUGAAGGUCAAGGUUUCUAAGAGGAAUCAAUCAAGCUCUGCAACACCUGAAGCAACAGAAACACGGUUAAAAAGUCCUGAACGAGCUUACUCAUCAACAGAACCUCUUGCCACGCACUUGAGCCCCGAGGUGGUAGAUCCUGUCGAAGUGUUGAAGCGUAAGGUUUCUAAACAAAGUAGGUCAAGCAUUGUGACUCCCGAAGCAUCUGUUGUGCAUUUUGAAAGCUCUGAAGCAACCCAUAUGUUAGAUGCUUCAUCACUUGCCACGCCUUCAAACUCUGAAAUGGCAGACUCGGGUGUUGCAUUGAGGCGGCCCAAGAGGUUGAGGAAGGGCCAAUCAAGCUCUGUGACACCUGAAGCACCUGUCACGCAGUCGGAAAGCUCUGAAGUUGUCCGUGCGGUGGACUCUUUGGAGUCUGCUGCCUCACCUUCAACCUCAGAGUUGGCAGAUCCUGGUGCUACUUUGAGGACGAAGUCGUCUAGAAAGGGCAAGUUGAGUGACAUGACCCCUGAAGCACCUGCCGUACAGUUAGAAGGCUCCAAAUCGGCUCCCGUGUCAGGUGCUUCAACAUCUCUUGCCACACAUUUGAGCUCUGAGUUGGCGGAUUCUGGCGCAGCUCUGAGGCGCCCCAGGAAGAGCAAGACGAGCACCGUGACACCUGAAGCACCUGAAGCAUCUGCUGUGCAUUUGGAAAGUGCUGAAGCCUCUUGUGCAUCGGAUGCCACAACACCCCUAGCCACACCUCUCAGCACCGAGGUGGUCGACUCUGGUGGGGCUGGGCAGCCCAAGAGUUCUUGGAAGAGCAAGUUAAGAACUGCAGCAUCUGACACACGUGAUGUGCAUUUAGAAAGCUGCAAAGCAGGUAACGUGCCAAGCACUCAUGAGUCGGACCCUACAACUCUAAGCUCCGAGGUGACAGAUCAUAGUGCGUCAUUGAAGGUCAAAAUUUCUAGGAGGAGCAAGUUAAGCAUCACAAAACCUGAAACACCUGCUGCACAUCUGGAAAGCUCUGAAGCAGCCCACAUGCCAAAUGCUCCUAACCCUGUUGCCACACCUUUGAGGUCUGACACAGAAGAUUCUGGUGUGGUGUUGAGGCCUAAGAGAACUAGGAAAAGCAAAUAUGGCAACGUCACAACUGAAGCACCUGGAACACAUUUGGAAAGCUCUCAAGUAGUCCAUGCGCCAGAUGCUCCACCAUCUUUUGCUGCACCCUCGAGCGCUGAGGUGGUAGAUUCUGGUACAGUGUUGAGGUCUAAGAGAUCCAGGAAGAGCAAGUCAAACAUCACGACACCUGAGACACCUUUGGAAAGCUCUCAAGCAAUCCCAACGCCAGACGUUGCAACAUCUGCCGUACCCUUGAGCUCCAAGGUGGCAGAUUCUGGUGCACUAUUAAGGCCUAAGAGUUCUAGGAAGAGCAAGUCAAACAUGGUGACAUCUGAAGCACCUGAAACACAGUUGGAAAGUUCCAAACCUAUGUUGAGCGAUGCACCUCCUACAGCGGUAGAGCCAAAGGUCCCUGAAGCUGCUACAUGUAGCUUGCCAAGCAGGAGAAACGUUCGGUCAGCUAGUGAUGUUGGGCCUAAAAGAACCAGGCGAGCCUCUACCUCCAGUCCUUGUAAACCAACUGAAUUCCCUGAACCCUUCACUAGUGGUCCUGCCAGCAUUGGGGACAUGCAUGACCACCAGCUGGUGCCCCUGAUGGGUGCCCAGGACGCAGCCCUAGGAACAUCACAAUCAAGCGGGGAUGUCGAUGCUAUUCAGGAGCCUGAAAAUGUGAUGCCAGUCUCGCAGCGGGGCCGACGUAGAAGAAUUGUGUCAUUGUGCUCCAGUUCGGACAGCCAAGAUGCAACAAACAUACCAUCAGACGACAGCACAGCACAUUCUGAAAAUGCAGUGCAAGCAACUACCAGGCAUACAAGACGCCAAGCAGCAAGCUCUAAACUAUCAUUGAGAGAUGUUAGUGCCACACGUUCAAGCAGCGCAGAGUCAGUCACAAGUACUAGUAGUUGUGAGGUGUUGUCGGGUGGGCUUACUGAGAUGAGUUUACCUAAACAGGAAAUUUUGAGCAAACAGGCUAGUGGGGUGGAAGAACCAAGCAGCUCGAAAGUAGUUGUAAGGCGCAUGCGUUCCAGAGGGAAUAGUUCCAGCGCAUCAUUGAGCCAUAGCACUGAAAGCACGAAUGCCAUGGCACCGGGUACCACUUCUACUGUGCAGGGAGGGGCUAAAACUGCGCCAUCUAAAGAAGCGAAAAGUCGCAGCUCAUCGAGAAUCUCUGCUAACAAGUUGGCUCUUAGAAGGAAGGUUCGUGAAGAAGACAACAAUGAAGGCAAGCCCGGUGCUCCUGAACAACAAAAUGAUAACUGCCUUGUUGCUGACACUUCAGGCAGCCGCUCACCAGUCUUUGAUGUUGGUGUUGCCUCUACAGCCACCACUGGCACGGUAACCUCCAAUGUUUCACCAUUUGAUAGCGCUUCCUGCAGCACAGGUGCAAGCUUUGCCAAGCUUGUCAGCAACCGCACCACGACUAGGCUAGUAAGUUCGGGCUUACAGGUGACGAGUAGCAGCACGCCCAACGAUGGGAUUCCCAAACCUGGUGCCCCUGAAGCAGUCGGCCCUCACGAACGCCCAGUGUCUAGCGCACCUAGGUUGGGCACACCGUCAAGCAAGCGGGAAGUGGGAGGUCUGCCGAUACGUUCGAGCAAACCGCGAAAGAAAGCAGCCCUUCCCGAAGCUCCCGACCCUCGAAUACAGGAACUGCUCGUCACCUAUGAGAGGCUUACUAUCACAACGCCUAGUGAGCUGUCGGGUGAUGACAGUGUUGGCAGCAAGCAGCCUGACGUGGCACAGCCAUCCCCAUCGUUUAACUUGCCUGAAGCAGCAGGAAGUGGCAACCCACCACAAACAUCUCCAUCAAGCAGUGGGACUGAUUCUGUUCAGAAAGAAGGCUCCCAAAGAUGUGAGAGUCACAGAGCGCCUGAAGCAGAGCACCUUAAAGGACUCUCAGAUAGCAGCAACCUUGUUGAUACAAAAGAAUCUGACAGUUCUAAGUCGGGUGCAUCAUCCAGUACGCGUGGAGCAGCUGAGGCCAGUGGUUUGAUGAAAGGUGCUGCUAAAGGAAUGGAAAACAGCCCUGAAUCUGUCCCAGAACCUGAACCUGUCCCAAACUGUGCAGUUAGUGAGCCAGAUGUGACAGACUCUGACAGACCAUCUAGCAGUGUGAAUACUGCAAACAAAGACUUUGUUGCCACCGGGGGGUUGGAAACUUCCUUACUGCACCCCAAACAGCGCCAGUGUGAUGAUACAGCUUCUGACGUCCUCCCUGUAAGUAGUGACAUUCCUAUUUCUGAGGUAACCAUGGCCGAACCAAACAUCGAGCUUGAAGCACCUGAAGAAGCAAAUGCGAGCUCAGCUGUUAGUAGUGAACUUGCAGCUGCAAAUGCUUCGACAAAUGCCAACUUUGAUGCAGGUUUAAAUGGACCCGUACCUGUUGGAUCUGUGCAAGGAAACAGCUCUGUUAUUUCUGUCAGCGAAGCAGAAAUUUCUGAACCAAUUGCUAAGCCUGGCGUUUCUGAUGUGGCUCGCAUCGAUGCCCCUGCAGAUGAAUUGCUGUUGAGCUCCAGCAGCAAGAAGUUGCUGAGAACCAGUCAGCCCAGCCCAUCGAGCAUAUCUAGUAAAGCAAGAAGAGAACCUCCUACUUCACCUGUGGGCAAUGGUUUUGACAACUCAAGCUCCAGCUCCAUUAAUACAGCUGUUGAGCACAGCAGAUUUCAUGUUACAAGUCCCAUCGAACAGAGUUCCUCUGAGAUAUUGGACAGCCACCAGGCUCUUCAGGAGUGCCCUGCUGCCGAUCUUGUGACGGAGUUAAACUGGUCCAUAGAGUCGGGCCAGAAAGCAACCGAAGGCUGCACUGAGAAAGCUACUGAUGCGGCUGGAACACCAGAACCGGUUCCCAUUCCUUGUGGGCAGAAGGGAAAUAAACUCUCAGUAGCAUCAAGUGAUGAUGUUCAACUAGAGGCUGAGUCAUCAUCCCAUAUAUGUGCUGACAGCGAGCAGGCUGCAGCCGACCAGGAAAGUGCCGCUGACUCCACGAAUUCGGCGGAGGUGUCAUCUGCCGAUGACGACUUCAUAUGCCUCAGCCCUGGUGGUGAUGAAGACUGGAUCCUACUUGAUGAGGUUAGGGACGACUCCAUAGAGCUGUUUCCAUCAUCUGAAGGGAGCAUUGCAGCAGAAGGCAAUGAAAGCUGCGGUGAUGAUACAAAUGUUGACAACAGCGUAUUGGCCUCUGAGGUGAACUGUGUUGAUGUUGAUGUUUGCAAGAAGGAGACUGGGGACAACAUUGGUGAUAUUGGCAAAACAGGCAAAGACAUCGUUGGUGCCAGUAGUGAAAAAAGUGUUCGUGACGAUGGGUCUUGGGUGGAUCCUGUCCAGCACAGUGGCAGAGAAAGUAGCAGCAAAAAAAGCAUCGCAAGGGUUUGCACAGAAAGCUGUACUGGCAACAACUGUGACGCCAACUGUGGAAGCUGUGAUGGAAAUGUGAAAAGUGUUGAUGGUGCCUCUAGUGUCACUGGUGAUAACUGUGUUGUAGACAGUGGUGGUGAAAGUUGUUCAGAGGCUGCAAGCAGUAUGGAACACUUCGAAAUUUCUAGCGAAACCCUAGCAAAUAAUAGCUGUGAGGAAAUUCUUCGCAACUUUGGCAGUGACAGUAGUAUGAUAGAUGUUGGCAGUGAAAGUUUCUUGGACCCCACUGGUAGUGAUAAAUGUAUGGAGGAGAUGGCCAAGGAAGAUUGUGCCAACAUUACUUCUGCAGAUCUUGUUCAGGACUUUGGCAGUGAAAAUUGUGUUGGUGACAUCGGAAGCGAAGGUGUAGAAUUCAUUGCAAGUGAAAACUUUAUCGAAGAUAUUGGCUCUGAAGAAAGCAUGGAGCUGUUUAGCGGGACUGACUCUGAGUCCAAGCAGCACAAGAAAGCAGCUGCAGUUGGUGAAAGCAGUGAUUCAAGGCAACACGAAGACACCAGUGCCAUGGUGGCUGCUGCAAAAUCUUUACGAGUGGUGCUUGAAAGACUGGAUGAUAUUGAUGCACGCAGUGCCAUUGGAAUGUUGUACUGUAAGGCCAAGAAGGCUUUAAAGUAUAACAGGGCCCCUUGCAAAGUAGUCGAAAUCGCCGAAAACAAGCCUGAGAGGAGGCCUGAGAAUUUGCAAGCUGAGCACGCUGGCACAGAAAAGAAAGACAGAACCGUUGGCCGAUCUACAGCAAGCAAGUCGCCUGUCUUUCAUCGGCAGACAUUGAGACCUUCCAAGUCUCUGCACAGAGACACUAGAGAACCUAGUAGUCAAAGAGGACCGAGUGAUCCACAAGCCCAGCACCGAAGCCCACGGGAGCAAGAUAGCAGUGUCCAACCUGUUUCGGCAGAAAAGGCACCUAAUUCCAACCAAAAGACCUUCAAAUCUUCCAAAACUUCUCACAAAGGUCUCUCAGAUUCUGGAAACCAACAUUCCUCGGGUGAGCCGCAGGCUCAACAUGUUAACGCUCAGGAACAGGAUGGAAGUGUUGCACCUUUUUCAGAGGAUAAGCCAUCUUUCGUUAAGCAGGCAUCAAAAUCCUCCAAGUCGUUACACAAAGAUCACAGGGACACUCGCAUCCAACAUUUGGAGAAAUCGGCUGAUGGAUCGAAGGCUAAGCCUACAGGUGCAAGAAAGAAAGACCGAAGUGCUAAUCGUCUCUCAGUGGAUAAGUCAUCCAACGGCCACCAGAACGUCUCGAAUGCUUCCAAGUCUUCUAGCCAGGAUGUCAAGGUUGCCAAGAACAAGGACAGUGAUGCCAGUACCAGCAAACGAGAAGCACAGCAUGCUGUUGUAGAAAAGCAAAAGGUACGUGUUGCUCACUCUUCAUUGGAGAGAUCCUCGAGCCGUGACCAAGAGGCUUUGAAAUCUUCCAAAACUUCCCACCGAGCUUUCAAGGUUGCCAAGAACAAAGACAGUGCUGCCAGUGCCAGCAAAGCAGAAGUACAGCAGCCCUUCAAGGUUACCAAGAAUAAGGACAGUGCUGCCAGUUCCAGAAAAGCAGAAGCACAGCAGCCAGGCACAGAGAAGCAAGGGGACGGUUUUGACCAUUCUUCAGUGAAAGAGUCACCAUGCCAUGACCAGGAGGCUUCAAAGUUUUCCAAGACUUCUCACCGGGCCUUCAAGGUUACCAAGAAUAAGGACAGUGCUGCCAGUUCCAGAAAAGCAGAAUCACAGCAGCUGGGUACAGAGAAGCAAGGGGACGGUGUUGCUCACUCUUCAUUGGAGAGAUCCUCGAGCCGUGACCAAGAGGCUUUGAAAUCUUCCAAAACUUCCCACCGAACUUUCACAGUUGCCAAGAACAAAGACAGUGCUGCCAGCGCCAGCAAAGCAGAAGUACAGCAGCCGGGUACAGAGAAGCGAGGGGACAGUGUUGAUCAUUCUUCAGUGGAAGAGUCACCAUGCCUCGACCAGGAGGCUUCAAAGUCUUCCAAGACUUCUCACCGGGCCUUCAAGGUUAUCAAGAAUAAGGACAGUGCUGCCAGUUCUAGAAAAGCAGAAGCACAGCAGCCAGGUACAGAGAAGCAAGGGGACUGUGUUGACCAUUCUUCAGUGGAAGAGUCACCAUGCCAUGACCAGGAGGCUUCAAAGUCUUCCAAGGCUUCCCACCGGGCCUUCAAUGUUACCAAGAAUAAGGACAGUGCUGCCAGUUCCAGAAAAGCAGAAGCACAGCAGCCAGGUACAGAGAAGCAAGGGGACUGUGUUGACCAUUCUUCAGUGGAAGAGUCACCAUGCCUUGACCAGGAGGCUUCAAAGUCUUCCAAGACUUCUCACCGGGCCUUCAAGGUUAUCAAGAAUAAGGACAGUGCUGCCAGUUCCAGAAAAGCAGAAGCACAGCAGCCAGGUACAGAGAAGCAAGGGGACUGUGUUGACCAUUCUUCAGUGGAAGAGUCACCAUGCCAUGACCAGGAGGCUUCAAAGUCUUCCAAGGCUUCCCACCGGGCCUUCAAUGUUACCAAGAAUAAGGACAGUGCUGCCAGUUCCAGAAAAGCAGAAGCACAGCAGCCGGGUACAGAGAAGCAAGGGGAGGGUUUUGACCAUUCUUCAGUGGAAGAGUCAUCGUGCCAUGACCAGGAGGCUUCAAAAUCUUCCAAAACUUUCCAUGGGGCUUUCAAGGUUUCUAAGAACAAAGACAGUCCUGCCAGUCCCAACAAGGCAGAAGCACAGCAGCUGGGUCCUGAGAAGCAAGGGGACAUUGUUGACCAUUCUUCAGCAAAAGAGCCACCAUGCCAUGACCAGGAGGCCUUGAAGUUCCCCAAGGCUUCCUGCUGGAAUUUCAACAUUGACAAGAACAAGGGCAGUCCUGCGAGUCUCAACAAAGCUGAAGCACAACAAGCAGUCGCGGAAAAGCAACGGGACAGUGUUGACCCUUUUUCAUUCGAAAGGUCACAGAGCCAAGACCAGGAGCUCUUGAAGUCUUUGAAGACUUCCCACCAAGAUUUCAAGGUUACCGAGAACAAGGACAGUCACACCAGUCCUAACAAAGCAGAGGCACAGCAAGCAGUAACAGAAAAGCAAGGAAAUGAUGUUGGCCCUUUUUCAUUGGAAAAGUCUUCAAGCCAGGAUCAGCGGGCCUCAAGGUCUUCCAGCCCUUUAAACAAGGGUGUUCCAACCUUCCACAACCAGAUACCAGUGUGUGAGAACCGUGAGCUGAGGCCUGGUAACAUAGAGGACCAAAAAGCGGGAGGUGACCUUCAACAAGAUGAAUGUGCUGAGCCUCUUCAAAUUGCGAGGUCGGAGCCAUUGCCUCCAACCGACAUGGGCAAGGUGCCUGGUCUGCUAGACCAAGUCCUUGAUCUAGGUGAGCUUCCUGAUGCCAUCAAGUGCCUUCUGGACUCCGAAGUUCCGCUCCCUGAAUUGGAUGCUGAUUGCUUCAGCUUACCACCCGACUCUACACGGUGGCUUUCUGAAGAUGGUGUGGUUGAAAAGCGGAAACCCGAUGAACGCCCGCAAAACAAGGAGGAUCAGACACCAUUCUGCCCUUCGAGCGACAUUGUGCUUGGAGAUUUGACCAAAGCUUGCUCGCUCACGAAUGAAGGCCUCGUUGCUCUUGUACCGGCUGUGCCCCCGCCUACCUGUGGCCCACAUUUCAACAGCUCGAAUACUCCUCGAGCCCGCAAGAAGUGCCUGAGGGGCCUGGCCCACUGGCAGAAGACUAAGCUGGAAGCGUUUGCGCGUGACUCGUGCUUCGAGGUGGACUUUGAACACAAUCCCGAACUGCGCAUUGCCUUCUGUCGUGACCGCAGUGUGGUCCUGACUCCCGCUCGGUCUGCACCGACGGUCGCUUUGCUGGCACCGACCCAUCAGCGACCACCGCCCAGCCCAGAUGACGAUGCUGUGAGCAUCCGUGAGCUGCCACCAUUGGACGCAUCGCCCGACCCAUCCAUGCUUUUGGUGUCCCCACCAAGCACGCCCCCACGACACGAGACGAGCACGUCACAACUGGACGGACCGUCAGGCCGCUUUGCCCUCAGUGGAGCCAGGUUACCUGCAGACACGGAGCGAGUGCUGACAGUGCUAAGCGUAGAGGUGCACGUGCGGACACGGAGCGACCUCAGACCCGACCCCGCACACGACCCCGUGCAAUGUGUGCUCUGGUGCGCACGUGGCUAUGGUGUGGAUGCGCCGCUAGAGGCGGGUGCGAUGCACUGGGGCACCGUCAAUAGCGAUCCCCGGCAAGCGGACAUCGAAGACCUUGCGGGAACCUCUCUGCACCGUACGGGAGUGGCUACACCUUCGCUGCGCACCCAGGUUGUGCGCUCGGAGCUGGAUCUCCUCCAUGCGGUGAUCGACCUGGUGCACAGGUGA
This is a messenger RNA of Rhipicephalus sanguineus (brown dog tick), 10398 nucleotides long. Its product is annotated as microtubule-associated protein futsch. The coding region runs from base 1 to 10398 and encodes 3465 amino acids. The record is from RefSeq and is a predicted model, not a curated record. The transcript is spliced from 5 exons. Lineage: Eukaryota; Metazoa; Arthropoda; Arachnida; Ixodida; Ixodidae. Gene Ontology annotation, molecular function: nucleic acid binding.